CCUUGGUCAUCUUUGCUCGCGGCCCGGCUCGCAAGGUUCCUCACGACCGUUCACAGUCGGAACUUUUCGUGUACUUGUACAUAGCAUCGUAGAACAAUGCAUUGUUCUUGAAAUCACACAUUAUGUCCGGAAACCCCUUCCGUCUCUCUACUCUACCAACGACCCAGAACCAAUCUUCCGUAAAACCCGCGCCACCCGUCCGCUUCCUGAGCUCGCCGAAUAGUGCACGAGAACAGGUAGCGGUGCAAUAUGAUGCUGAGAGCUCGCGCCCACAGCACCCCGCCCGGACAAAGAAGUCGGUUCGCAUAGAAACCCCGCCAUCGUCUCCUCCGCACUCCACCGCUCCUAGUGUUGAAGCUCACCGUGCAGCUCACAAUGACCAUGCCGGCACCUCGUCGUCCUUCUCUCCCCUUUUAGGGCUUUCGGAUGAAUUUGGAAAUCAAUUAGAUGACGCUCCGUCUCGCAUGGGAUACAACAAAAACGUUCACAAUCAGCGGACUGUCAUGGAUCGCGAAGACCCGGUCAGGUCUAUGCGAGCGCCUGCUACUGCUCCGGUCAAUCCUUUCUCACGGACCUUGGCCACAAUAGAACCACACGAGAGGGCCGAUUCUCAGUCUGUGGGUCAACAUAAUGAAAGGAGACCGAAUGAAAGCCCUAUUCAAGUAUCCGCCAAGGGCAAUCUAGAUGUAGACGGCUUCAAAAGGCUGCUUAUGACGGGCAUAUCAAGCCCGUCAGGUGAAAAUAAACAUCUACAAUCCGCCAAUUCCCCCAAUCCCCGAAGCGCUUUCUUCGAUAGCAGUAACAGUACCGAUACAUCCUCUGGGUCACGACAGUCCAUCUUUGAAAAUAUGCAGAGUCUCCAUACCGAAUCGCCGCGCACACCGAACGAGACAUCAUCGUCUGAAGAAGAUGCUCACGAUCCUGUGGUCAACUCACAGCCGCAGGAGAAAAAGAAGCCUCCUCUGCCGAAACAUAGACAUGGUAAACUCGUGAAUGCAAGAACACCACAGACCGUUCCUUUCGAUGAUUUCGCUGCAGAAGCACCUACUGGGAGUAUAUCGGUACGGUCAACCCGUGCGAAUUCAGAUCUGAACAAACCCCUACCCCCACCACCAACUGCUUCUAUAUCACUAACGGUAGAUAACGUUGUACAAAACAAGAUACCGGAUGAUACACUAUCAAUAGAUACAGUAUCCAAUGAGGCAACCACUCCACCCGAUCAACCCGCUGUGCAGAAAAAGAUACCGCCUCCUAUACCCAUUGCUCGCAGGCAAAGCCAACUACGUACCUCAACACUUGGAAAUCGUCCUCGAAGUGACUCAUCGUUGACCAUCUCCUCACAACAUUCCAUCGAGCUACCUGUACCUAGUCCGAAUCCCCGGAGUGAUCCAGUGUCAUCAGCAGCCCAGAGAGCAUCGGGGCCGCCGCCGCCGCCGCCAGCACGUCGUCACGGCGCGAAUCUGUUUGGAGGCACAGCUUCGAGUGCCAGUUCAUCUACUACUGAACUUCCUGUCACGUCGUCACUUCGUUCUAGCGUUCCUCUGUCAAGUACGAGUCGUUCAAGAUCAUCAACCCUUUCAUCCCCACCACCAUCUCCUGGAACAGGACAGGCGCCAUUGGGCCUUGGAAGAACGGCAUCCACAGCCUCAAAUCGAAAUGCUCCACGAUCAGUGUCCAACGAAAGCGCGCCCUCAUCCAUGCCCCCACCGCCCCCUCCCCCAAGACGACGACAAUCAGCACGUUCAAGCUUGGACAAGGAGCGACCUUCUCAAUUUGCAUCAUCCUCGCCAGUCGAAACACCCCGAACCAGUUUGGAAUACAAAAGAAACAGCAUUGACAACAAAAGGCGAACUAGCGUAGCAAGUGAAAGCUCUCUACGCCGCGAGUACACUCCAUCCGAGAACGAACAGACUUUGUACUCUCCAAAGGAAGAACGAGAAGAAUCUCUGCCUGCACCAUCGACGUAUAGUGCAACUGCAAACUCUAGCAUUUUGGAUGACAUGGAGCAAUUUCAGAGGGAGAUUGAUGCUUUAAGGGAUAAAUAUAAGGAGAAUCCCUGAUCGAAGAUUCAUGUGCUCUUAGGCCAAUGGGGGUUGUUCAGCAUGCCAUGUUGCAGGGAUUCAAUGUCUAAGUGUGUAUCUAUAGUGAACGACGAUUCUGUUGCAUGGUUUUCCCACAUGGUGGCAAAGAUUCCAGCUUAUCAUUAAGGGUUCUCAC
Aaosphaeria arxii CBS 175.79 is the source of this 2217-nucleotide messenger RNA. RefSeq lists its product as uncharacterized. Lineage: Eukaryota; Fungi; Ascomycota; Dothideomycetes; Pleosporales. Bases 123 to 2060 code for a protein of 645 amino acids. The transcript has 3 exons. The record is from RefSeq and is a predicted model, not a curated record.